Messenger RNA from Adelges cooleyi (spruce gall adelgid), 1805 nucleotides. Its product is annotated as proton-coupled folate transporter-like. Bases 279 to 1715 code for a protein of 478 amino acids. Gene Ontology annotation, molecular function: transmembrane transporter activity. Gene Ontology annotation, biological process: transmembrane transport. The record is from RefSeq and is a predicted model, not a curated record. Gene Ontology annotation, cellular component: membrane. The transcript is spliced from 7 exons. Lineage: Eukaryota; Metazoa; Arthropoda; Insecta; Hemiptera; Adelgidae.
UUUAGUCGGUAACAAAUUAUACGUCACUUAGUCAAUUGGUAUUAUAAUUAGGUAGACUAAAUGUAUCUUACUUCUUAUAUUUAUCAGCACUGUUUUAUAAAAAAAACUCUAGAGGAGAUGAAGUGGGAAUUGUCAGCUAAUUUUGACUCUUUCUUUCUCCCCUGCGUGCGCCGCUUAUUAUGGAGAUUAUUGUUUCUAGCUUUUGAAUGUCAGUUGUCGUAGCACCAUGAUCGUUUGCAGUCGUACGGUGGACGGUGUGCCGAAAACAUGAUUUAUAUAUGUUUUAUAGAAAAGAAAGUUUGAUUUUUAGAAAUUCGUUGAAUUUGUUUACAACACUUACAAAAAAAAAAAACCUGUUAAUAUCGAAAAUUCGGACCCCGCCGAUGUUUGGCGACGUUUCCAAGUUUUCUCUGGAAUCGGUCACUCUGCUGUAUUCGCUGUCCAUGUCGGUUUCGGCAUUUUUGCAAAACAACUUGCUCUUAAGAAAAGCCUGUAACCCUAUGGAACCUUUUGGUGAAUGCGUUAACAGCGAAACGACAGCCCAACACGUCGUUUCCAUCAUUCAUUCGUGGAAAACGUUAAUUCAGUACACCAUUCCCGUCGUUUUUAUAAUAUUGGCAGGGCCAUGGAGUGAUAGCCACGGCAAGCGAAGAAAACCGUUGAUAUGUCUACCGAUCGUCGGUCAGAUCCUGACUGACGCUUUUUGUAUUAUGAAUGCCUAUUUCUGGUCAUGGCCUCCGCAAGUCGCCGCAGUGUUCGAAGCAGUCACACCAGGGUUGUUCGGCUCCAGUUGCAUGUUUUGGGUUGGGUUGAUAUCCUACAUAUCUGACAACACAGCCGUGGAAUUGAGAACCGUGCGGUUUGGAAUGCUCAACGCGACAUACUACAUAAGCUCGCUGAUCGGCACGGGCAUAUCUGGCAUCUUAAACGUCAAGUUGGGGUUCUUCGGAGCGUUCGCAGUGUCCAUUGUGUUGAACUCUGUAGCUCUAGCCAUCGGUUAUUUUGCCGUCAAAGACACGUCGGUACCAUACGAGGAAAAUAAACUUUGGCAUAAGCCGCGAUAUCUCUUUCAGGGCUAUUUAUCUAUGUUCAAGGGCAAAGUGAAGCAUUACCCUAUAACGCUGCUAUUAUUACUGGUAUGCCAGUCAGUGUUAGUUGGACGGUUAUCGGGGGAGUACGCCGUAAUGUAUUGGUUUGUACGUUACCAAUUUGGAUGGCUGGAAGUGGAAUACAGCUAUUUUGCAGCCUAUAAAAUGAUAACCAUGCUUUCUGGUACGUUAUUUGCUGUGUAUGUGUUAAGCCACCAUUUGAAAAUAAACGAUAUAGUUAUUGGUAUUAUAGCUGGUACCUUUGACAUUUUUGCUGCGUUUGGCUACGUACUGGUUAAUCAACCCUGGCAAAUGUGUAUCAUCCCGUUAAUUGACUUGUACCAUGGAACUGCACUAACUAUUACUACUUCGUUGACUUCAAAAAUGGUGGAAAAAGAAGAAUUAGGUCGAAUGAACUCAGCCCAAGGCCUUAUCAACACCGUACUGUCGUUCGUUAUAGUAGCUUUGUACAGUGCUACGUACAAUUUUACUUUCGAAUAUUUAACCGGAGCAGUAUUCCUAUUAAACGUUAUUUUGACGGCGCCUAUUUUAGUCGUCUUACUAACUGUGUACUACAAAUGCAGACAUUUAUGGGCAUCUGAUAGUUAUAAUAUAGCUGUCAGGUGAUCUGUUAGGUCCUACACGACGUCAUGACCAUUGUUUAAUUUACUUGUAAAAUUUUAUAUUAUUUUACUUCUAAUAAAACUGUUUUAUAUG